This is a messenger RNA of Psilocybe cubensis, 1953 nucleotides long. RefSeq lists its product as uncharacterized. The coding region runs from base 1 to 1953 and encodes 650 amino acids. The record is from RefSeq and is a predicted model, not a curated record. The transcript has 8 exons. NCBI's taxonomy places the organism in Eukaryota, Fungi, Basidiomycota, Agaricomycetes, Agaricales, Agrocybaceae.
AUGUCAGAAAGAAAUACCAGCAAGCCCUGGACAGAAGAAGAAGAUCAGCUCUUGCGGCAGGCCGUUGCUCACUAUGGUGAAAACGACAACUGGAAAAAGGUGGCAGAGGGAAUACCUGGUCGAACCAACAAGGCCUGCAGGAAGCGGUGGCUUCACUCUUUGCAGCCCAAUGUCAAGAAAACCGCCUGGACCCCUGACGAAGAUAAAAUGCUGGUGGAUCUUCACGAGAGCUAUGGGCCAAAGUGGUCUGCCAUAGCCCGUCAAAUUCCAGGCCGAACUGACGACGCCUGCUCCAAACGCUACAGGGAAGCCCUUGAUCCCUCACUUAAGAAGGAUCAAUGGACCCAUGAGGAAGACGUACUUCUCAUGGAGACCUAUCAUCGCAUCGGCGGAAAAUGGGGAAAACGCCAGCGCUCAUCAAGAAGUAGGUGGCGCCUAUUGGAACGUAAAAAGGCAUCCAAGGCGAACCACCACAUGAGCUCACGCACGAGCCCCGUGCAUACCAUCACCCCUCACGAGACCCCCGUGAUUGUAGAGGAACCACUACCCGUUGCACAGUUCCAAGAAGCACCUGCCCACGUACAAUGGCCGCCAUAUUAUCCUCCUGAAGCCUAUCCAACUUUCCCUGUAGAUGGGGAAAGUAGCGGGGAUAUUGUAUUCCGUGAACCCAGCCCGGAAGUUGUACAACAGCCUGAUCCCAAAGUCGCACCGUUUCAGUUUUCUUCGUCGUCUCUUCUCACCGCUCUAUCUGAUCCGCCAAGGCCGCACGCUCCGCUGCCUCCUAUUAGUGCUGUCAAUACUCCAGAACUCGUGCAAUACGACAUUCCUAAUGAAUCUGAAAGACAGCCAUCUCUUUCUCCUCUGUCUCAAUGCAAUGCCAUACCCGACAUGAACGACAUCCUUAUGUCAUUGGAAGAUUACACGCAAGGCUCUAUUGCACAGCUACCUUCGGAAAAUUCUGCGUCCCAAAUAACCUAUGACAUUGAAUCCUACAACAAAUUGCCUCAAUUCACAUUCGGUGAUAUCUACACUGCCUCGCCUUUCACUAUUCCUACAGAACUUUCGCGACCAGAACAUUAUAAUUUCAAACCCGUUCAUAUUCCCAAGUUGUUCGACUCUCCUCAUAGCAUCUAUGGCGGAGUUUUAUACGAAGAAACAUCAUCAGCGUCGUCAACUCCAUAUGUUUUGUCAUCCUCUUUGUCCCCUACCUCAAGUCCGCUUCCAGCGACACUCUUAGAUCUGCCUAACUCCGAACAGCCUUCCUCAAACUCUUUACUAUUUUCGCCAGCGGACGGCCCUCGAACGACCUCGAUGUCGGCAGGUAUCCGCCGAUCAAGGAAAAAUACAUCGAGAAAAAACAAACCGAUCAUCAAGGUCCAAGUUACCACUCGGCUCUCUUCGACGUUGCCCCUUUCUAGCGACCCGAAUAUCCGGCCAUAUGCCUGUGGACGACCUCAGUGUUGGCCCAAUACUGCAACUACCAGUUCCAGCUGUUUUGCUACGUCUGGGGAACUCCUAGAUCACAGCAAAGAGCAACACCCAGACGAGGAUGCGUCGGAGAAGCCGUAUAGAUGCGCCCUAACAGGCUGCGGAAAAUCUUGGAAGUCGAUAAAUGGGCUGCAAUACCAUUUACAAAUAUCCACGGCUCAUUUUGCCACUGCAUUGUCUUCAAGGUUUUCUGCACAGCUGCCUUCGACGCCGGAUGUCAACACACCUUCCACGUUGGAGGGGGAAAUAGAAGAUUUGGAACCGGAACGCAAGUAUAUGUGCCCCCAACCUGGCUGCUUCAAAGCCUAUCGCCAACCCAGCGGUCUGCGUUACCAUAUCAAAUUUGGUCAUCCUAUUGACAUUCCCACACAACUUGCAGUUGUUCCGCCAGCCUUGGAACGCCAAAUUCCUAUCAAAGCUAAGAAACUCCGCGCAAAGCCACCACCUGAACCUGUGGCGAAUUAA